Molecule: messenger RNA, 2196 nt
Organism: Aspergillus calidoustus
Lineage: Eukaryota; Fungi; Ascomycota; Eurotiomycetes; Eurotiales; Aspergillaceae
Source: the annotation of a GenBank genome assembly
AUGCGUUCGUCUUUGCUGAGAUGGUCAUUACUCUCGCUUUUCUCUCUUUCCACUUUUGCCACUCCCUCUGAUCCAGCUUUCUCGACGAAGCGUCUCGUGAAAAGAGCCAACGCCGACGACACGACGACCGCGGCGCCGACAAUUUUCAAUGGCAUUGAAGUGCCAGUCAUCACGGAGCUAACACCUGACAAUUUCGAGGAAACCAUCAAAGAUGGUCACUGGUUCAUCAAGCAGUACUCCCCAGUUUGCCCUCACUGUAAGGCCGUCGCUCCCACGUGGCAGACUUUGUACGAGUAUUACUAUACCUCGGAUCCGUUGUCCUCAGCCUCCACUCAGUCGUCCAGCACCCAAUCUCUAAACUCGUUUGAGAGCUUCUACAACUUCCACUUUGCAUCCAUGAACUGUCUAGCCUACGGCGAUUUGUGCAAGAGACUAAAUGUCGCCUACUUCCCGUCAUUUUCGUACUUCCACAACGGAGAGCAGAUCGAGCAGUAUGAAGGAAAGAAGGACAUGGAAGGCUUCAGCGAAUUCAUCGAAGAGAAAUUAGAAGCUAUACGUCCCGGAUCUCGGCCGGCAAAGGGCGUUGUUCUUCCGAAACCAGGCGCCAAGAGUGUUGAUACUAGGGCCGAACCGGAGACUCCUGCUGCAAAAGACAAAGACCCCGAAGCUGGCACCAAGGCCGGUGAGAAGCACAACGAGCAGGCUGCGCAAUUGGCCACCGAAAAUCCACCAACCGAUCGGGAUUCUACGCCGAAACCGAAGAAGCCCAAGGCAAAGGCCCCCAUCAACCCUCAAGGAAUUUCUGUUCCCCUUACCGCGGAGAGUUUCCAAAAACUUGUUACGGCAUCCGACGAACCAUGGUUUAUCAAAUUCUAUGCGCCCUGGUGCCAUCACUGCCAGGCGCUUGCUCCUAACUGGGCACAGCUUGGGAAGGAAAUGCAGCACGUUCUCAAUAUUGGCGAGGUAAACUGUGAGGUUGAGCGUAGGCUAUGCAAGGAUGCGCGAGUCAACGCUUUCCCCACCAUGUAUUUCUUCCGCGGUACUGAGAAAGUCGAGUACGACGGUCUCCGUGGCCUCGGUGAUCUUGUCAGCUACGCAAAGAAGGCGGUCGAUAUCGGGUCCGGCGUUCAGCAUGUCGAUGCCGAGGCUUUCAAGGCUCUGGAGGAAAAGGAAGAAGUCAUCUUUCUAUACUUUUACGAUGAUGCAACGACGUCGGAAGAUUUCGCCGCCUUGGAACGUCUCACACUUCCGUUGAUCGGCCAUGCCAGACUGGUGAAAACCGACAGCGCUGCCCUAGCGGAAAGGUUCAGAAUCUCAACCUGGCCGCGUCUUCUCGUGUCUCGGAGCGGCCGGGCCAAUUACUAUAACCCCAUUGCCCCGAGAGACAUGAGGGACCUCCGGCAAAUCCUCAAUUGGAUGUACACUGUCUGGCUGCCCAUUGUUCCCGAGCUCACUGCCUCAAAUGCUCGCGAUCUCAUGGACGGCAAGUUCGUGGUACUAGGUAUUUUGAGCCGCAGCCGCGCCAACGAGUUUGUUGAAUCGAAGCGGGAGCUAAAGAACGCCGCCCUUGAGUGGAUGGACAAGCAAGUGCAACUCUUCCAGUUGGAGAGGCAAGAACUGCGAGACUCAAAGCAGUUGCGAAUCGAAGAAGCCGAAGACCGCAAUGACCAGCGUGCGCUGCGUGCAGCGAAGAAUAUGCACGUCUCUAUACGUGAGGACGACAAGAAGCAAGUCAGAUUUGCUUGGGUGGACGGUGACUUUUGGGAACGCUGGCUGAGGACUACUUAUGGGAUCGAUGUUGGUAAUGGAGAGCGUGUCAUUAUCAAUGAUCAGGACAACCGGCGUUAUUGGGACACCUCUUCCAGCGGUGCCUCCAUCAUGGCUUCUCGCACCUCCAUUCUUGAAACCAUUCCUCUUGUUAUCGCCAACCCACCGAAGCUGACCCCGAAGUCUACCAUUGGCACUUUUGAGUCGAUCUUCUUUGUCUCCCACUCGUUUAUCACGGGUCACCCGAUCGUCUUCAUUAUCUUCCUCGUCCUGUCGAUUCUGGGUGCGACAUAUGUUGCCCGAGGGAGAGCUCUCAAACGAGGAGUCCGUGGCGGGAUCCUCGGCAUUGCUGGCAAUGCUCCCGGCUUCCUCCAUCUCGACGGCAAGGAAGGGCUUCUGAACGGAGGCUCAACCGGAAAGGUGGACUAA